GUGGGGUGAGGUAAGGGUGAGACGAGGUGGGGUGAGGUGGGGUGAGGUGACGUGGUGAGUAGCAAUGGCUUUGUUGCCCUUGGAUCCUGUCAACACACAGGCUCACCACGGUCAAAACAUUUCCGCUUCCGGCAACGAGAGCACACGAGCAGCGGUUUGCAGGCGGAGGAUGGUUGUAAAGUUGUAAAGAUCUUCCCCGACGGCUUGUGCGAGCGGGAAUGCGUCGGCUGAUCAUGGUGGCGGAUGGUGCUCGGAGCUUCAUCUCUUGGCUUUGCCGUGGCUUCUGGCUCCGUUUCAGAUUGGUGGCGUGAGGUUGUGACCUUGCGGGUGAGAGGGCUUCUGCACGAUUCCGGAUCUGAGCGGUGCGGCGAGAAGAGACACUGUCGGUUGCUUGCUCGCAGUCGUUUGGGAUACAGAGGUUUCUUUCGGUUAUAUAGGAUGCGGCUGUUGUGGCGGGCUGCUGGCGUCGGUCGUUGUUCUUUGCCAUUGAUUUCUGUGCUGUUGCCUUGUGGGGCUUUUCUUUGGACCUUUUGCUCCAGGCUGGAUGCAAUGUGAGGUCUACAACUUCACGCCGGCAUUUGGGAGUAAAGAUUCUCUGAAAGCCUGAAAAGUUUCACUGAAGGAAAAGGUCCUUCAAAUUAGAAAGAGACACCCGUUUCCGUUUCUAGGAUUCAGCAUCUCCUUCACCUCCGACCAUGCGAGCAGCGGCAUUCUUGGGAGGUCAAGACACAAUCCAUGGUGCUGGCAGCCCUGGCAGAUUUGCAAAGUCACAUCCCAGCCCAGCCAAGUUUUUUUGUUUUCUGGCCUCCCCUCGGCCAGUGAGAAGAUGGCCAAACAUGUGCAAAAUGAAUGCCGGUCCUGGCGCAAGGGGUGCCAACGGCGUCCAGUUUUACCCGGCGUAAAAGUCGCCCCGGCUCUCCUGAAAAGAAGGCGGCCGAUGUGGUCCAAGUCAGGUGGAUGUGUCCUCAAGUUUGUGGCAGAGCACAGGCUUUUGCCCCGCCUUUUGUGUAUGUCGAGGCGUGUGGCAUUGUGUAUGAGGGUGAGCCACAGGUGUAAUUGUUGUGAAGAGUUUGCUGCAUUGGGCCUCAGAUCCUUUGUCAUGCUGGGCUUUUUGGUUCCCUGGCUUGGUUUGCUCCAGAGUUCUUCUCCCGCAGCUGAACCCAGUAGCUUCAACAAUUGGUGUUGCUCUUGCACAACGUGGGGGCAUGACAGCAGCA
Molecule: messenger RNA, 1217 nt
Organism: Durusdinium trenchii
Lineage: Eukaryota; Dinophyceae; Suessiales; Symbiodiniaceae
Source: the annotation of a GenBank genome assembly